AUUCGGGGAACAAUUUUCAGGAAACCAAAAUAUAAACAGCCAUUGUCGUGAGAGAGAGAGAGAGGGAGAGAGAGAGAGAGAGAAGAUGGUGGAGGAAAUAGAGAGUUCGGCGAGCGCCGACGAUCAGAGCAGCAUCAAGGUUCAUGCGAGCGAAGAGGAGGAGGUUGAGGAGGGAGAGAUCGUCGGCGAGGAGGACACGUCGUCCGCGAAGCCGUCAAGUGACUUAGCCAAUCAGACUCACCCGCUGGAACACUCGUGGACCUUCUGGUUCGACAAUCCCUCCGGCAAGGCCAAGCAGGUCUCUUGGGGCAGUUCCAUUCGCCCCGUCUACACCUUCUCCACCGUAGAGCAGUUCUGGAGCCUUUACAAUAAUAUACAUCGACCCAGCAAGUUGGCUGUGGGGGCGGACUUCUACUGUUUCAAGCAUAAAAUUGAGCCUAAAUGGGAAGACCCUGUGUGUGCAAAAGGAGGGAAGUGGACUGUAAGCUCAUCUAGAGGGAAAUCUGAUACCUUUUGGCUCUAUACGUUGCUGGCAAUGAUUGGAGAACAGUUUGAUCAUGGAGAUGAGAUCUGUGGAGCAGUUGUCAAUGUCAGAAUGAAGCAGGAAAAAAUAGCCUUAUGGACCAAAAAUGCUGCAAAUGAAAGUGCUCAGAUGAGCAUUGGAAAACAGUGGAAGGAGUUUCUUGAUUGCAAGGACAGCAUAGGAUUCAUCUUUCAUGAGGAUGCCAUAAAGCUUGACAGAGGCGCCAAGAAUCGCUACACGACAUGAACUUAAUUGAGCUGAAGGGUGUUGUACUUUUAGAAUAUCUAGAACAAUGAAUGGCUGCUUUCUUUUGUCAUUCUGUUGAACACUAGUAGGCAUGAACAUUGCCAAUGCCCUGGUCUUGAAAUUUUCUUGUCAUGCUUUUUGUUGAUAUAAAAUGUGGUGGGAAUCUUUGGAUUUACAAACGAA
Molecule: messenger RNA, 952 nt
Organism: Malania oleifera
Lineage: Eukaryota; Viridiplantae; Streptophyta; Magnoliopsida; Santalales; Ximeniaceae
Product: eukaryotic translation initiation factor 4E-2
Exons: 5
Coding region: 86-769 (227 amino acids)
Biological process (GO): translational initiation
Cellular component (GO): cytoplasm; eukaryotic translation initiation factor 4F complex
Molecular function (GO): RNA 7-methylguanosine cap binding; translation initiation factor activity
Source: RefSeq, a predicted model, not a curated record